AUGUUCGCCGGCAAAUCUAAAACAGCCCUCGACACGGUUUCACGCAUGGAAGUCACCCUCCCCGAAGAGGUCUUCCAAACCAAGUCGCCGCCCAUGGCCGACUGCCUGGGGCAGUUUGUCCUGAUCCGCCUACACGUCCUGGUCCGCCUCGGCAUGGAGGAGGAACUCCAGCGUACAGCCCUGCCAGUAGAUCAAACCCUCUACGCAGCAACCACUGCGACGACGCACUACGCACGUGGAAUAGCAUUUGAUUAUAUUCCCUCAACAGAGCAUGUGAUGGGAAGCCUGCUGGACUAG
This is a messenger RNA of Aspergillus calidoustus, 297 nucleotides long. The record is from the annotation of a GenBank genome assembly. NCBI's taxonomy places the organism in Eukaryota, Fungi, Ascomycota, Eurotiomycetes, Eurotiales, Aspergillaceae.